UAUCAAUUUUGUACCUUAAAUAAAAAUGUUGGUUUUGUGUUUAACAGUGAUUUCAAUCAAUUUCUACAUUUUAAACGUUGAUUCAUAUAAUUUUUCUAAAGAAACGUGCCAAGAUGAUUUAAAUAAACUUUUAACGGAGUUAUUAAACCCUUUAAAUUUUAUACAAGGUGUUGACGUUUACUCAGACGAUUUAGAAUACAUUUUAUUUACAAACAACAACCCAAACGAAGAAAUUGUUAUAAACGAAACAACAAGGCAUUUAAUUGAUCCUACGAUUGAAACGAAAAUUUUUAUAUCCGGCUGGCUGGAGGGAUAUAAUAUUAAAUGGAUCCUCGAAAUGCGAGACAUUUACUUAAAAAAGUCUCGUUACAACAUUAUAGUGUUCAAUUGGGACCAAUACUCGUACAUGCACUAUAUUUUCAGUACGGAACUCUGUCGGGAAUUGGGUAAGAACUUGGGGGAUUUUAUUUCCGAUUUAGUAAUAACCCUUGAGCUCGAUUUGAACAAAAUUCACAUUAUCGGGCACUCGCUUGGCGCUCAAAUCGCCGGAUUUACCGGCCAAAGAGUUAUGAAGAGGUUGUAUCGUCGAAUCGGAAGGAUAUCCGCUUUAGACGCGGCGGGACCCAUAUUUAACUUUAACACCGAGUCUUAUAGAUUGGAUAGAAACGAUGCCAAUUUCGUUGAUGCUAUACACACAAACAAUUUUUUUUUUGGUUAUUACGGACCGUGUGGAACUGUUGAUGUUUUCGUAAACAACGGUAUUUUUCAAGAGGGGUGUCCAACUAUAUACGAUAUAAUGCGAUCGAUGAGAUGCGAAGAUAUCCAUCGAUUUUUGUUUUGUAGUCAUUCAAAAAGUAUUGAAGUUUGGAAAAGAAGUAUUAAUGAAAAUUUGAUAGGAAGACAUUUAGUAACAGGUUAUCCCAUUGUAAUAGGGGAAAAUGUUAAUUUACGUUCGGACGGUUAUUGA
Messenger RNA from Onthophagus taurus, 967 nucleotides. NCBI's taxonomy places the organism in Eukaryota, Metazoa, Arthropoda, Insecta, Coleoptera, Scarabaeidae. The record is from RefSeq and is a predicted model, not a curated record.